ACAAACAGUAUAACUCUGGACAUACAUGAAUGUCAACUGCAGCUUAACUGAUUGGCAGAAACAUACAACCUGCGAGGCAGCAAAACUAGUUUAUAUCCUCAAAUUUUAAAUAUGGCAGUCAUUUCCAUUCCGUUUUUUGUAAGCUUUACCACUAAAGGCAAUCUGACUUCACACAGUCUGAAUAAAUCUUUUGUGAUUUACUGGAUAAACUACCCUUCAAUAUAAUUAAAUGAGAACUGAUUUCCCUGUACUCCAUCAGUUUGGUAUUGCAUGUCCUUUGAGUUGGGGUACUCAGAAAAGAGAUUGGAGUGUGUUAAAAACAAAAACGUAAUAAAAAUUGAAGCGGCAGAGGCCAAGAUAUCCUGACUUUUAAUCCCUCUUAUCCUAAGUAUCUCUAAAACCUCUGGGUCCUGUACUUCCCAUAAUACACUGCAAUAAUGUAUUUUAUUAGACCACUCCUACCUGCUAAAAGCCAAUUUCUUUCAAACCCCACAUCUCCUGUUUGUAAAGCAGGCUUUCUGUUCAAAUUGGAAGUCCUGAGCCCCAGCUAAGAUCACCCUGAUGACCUGCUGGAACACAUGAACCAAUUAGAGAGCCGCUACUGCUUUCACAUGGUGAACUAUAACGCUUGUGAUGACAAAACUGGACUGUGUGUAAAAUUGGUGGAGUGUCCCUUUCAGUGCUGUUUAGGAAACCCUUGGUAAAGCCAAUCGAAAAAGCUUCUGAGCUUUCAGAUGAAUCAUCACCCUUUCUGUUUUCUUUUCUUCUGCCCAGUUCAAACAUCAGUUCUUGUGUAACUGCACUCCGGUUUGUCCGUUGAAACACUUCUCUCGCCCUUCAGUCUGCGGCGCCCUUCCCUCUGCCCCUGUGAUAUUUGUGAGAAGAGAAGAGCUCCACUCUGUCCUGAGCUAAACUUAGCCCUGACAGUACCACUCCUCAUCACAACAUACUCCGCAGACCACACUGGGUUACAAUGGAUGGUGUCCAGUUACCGCAGAUGCUGCUGUAUCUCACCGGUGACACUGACAAAACAAGGUAACACUCAUGAUGGAGGAGGAAAGAAAAGAAAACCAGAGGGAACAGCUGGAUACUUCAACACGACAAGAGAACUCACAGGAGAUGAGUCAAAAUGAGUCUGCCCUGCCUGCACCAGUACCCAAAAGUGAGCCCACGCAGUCCUUCUCCUCUCUGUUACCAAAGGCUCUCUCAGCUGUACUACAUCCAACCCCAGGCCUCAAAUCCGACUCCCAGCCGAGCAGAAACCCAGCGAAACACGCUUCGACGAACCUGGAGCAACUGCAGACAGAGCUGAGAGACCUGAGGGAUCAGUUUGAACAGAUGAAAAGUCAGCACAACAAAGAGAUUAAACUGCUGAUGAAUGAGCUAGAUGAGGAGAAAAGGAUUCGCUUGACUUUACAGAUGGAGAUUCAGCGUAUGAAGAAGCACAUGUCUAAAUGAGUGGACUCAUCCUGAUUUGACAAGAAAGGUCCCAUUGUACACUUAUCUGAGUCAUCCUUGCUCCUUUUUGAAGAAAAAUUAUCUUAUUUUUUUAGAAAAACAUUUUUCUUAGGUGGUAAUUUCAUUCACUUUUUUGUUGGACUGCUGAAAGGCCAAGAGGAGUGAAUGUUUUUGCCGAGUCGUUGCAGUAAGUGUAAAGAUGAGGCACAGUGGGAGCCGACCUGAGAUGUGAAAGAAGAACUGCCUCUUGAUCCAGUGUCACAUCAAGAGGAAUAUCUGCUGGCCGUCCUCUCCAGAAAUGAGCAGUUACACGUUCAACUGUCUUGAGGUUUUCCAUGAAGAAGAAAAACACUCCUCUGUUUCCCUGUUGCAACCCUGAUUUUGAGUGACAGCUGGGUGCAGGCCUGAAUAUUGUGUCGAAGAUCAUCACUGUUAAAUUGGUUUUCAGUUAUUUUUCCUUUAUGCGGCCUUGCAGGACACAUGACACAGUGACAGGCAGAGAGGAGGAUGGGAAACGACAGCUAGCAGUUAGUCUGCAGAGCUGAGGGCUGAGCUAUCAUUUGCUUAUUAUGAUGUGAUGUAGAGGCACAAACAUGAAGCUUCUUUCAUAUUUUAGGUGCAUAUAUUUUUCACCCAGUGUAAUAGUUUGACUUUUUAUUAUAUAAACAGUUGACCAAGCUGUCAGUUAAUUUAUUGGUUGCUGAUGUGUGGGAGCAUUAUGAUGUCAUUAAAGAUGCUGGAGCCAUUGCUGA
Molecule: messenger RNA, 2210 nt
Organism: Seriola aureovittata
Lineage: Eukaryota; Metazoa; Chordata; Actinopteri; Carangiformes; Carangidae
Product: SH3 domain-containing kinase-binding protein 1
Exons: 5
Coding region: 1045-1458 (137 amino acids)
Source: RefSeq, a predicted model, not a curated record